UCCAUUGCCCUGACUAUGAAUACUCAAUACGAUAUCGAUGCCGAGGACCAGUUCUCAUUCGAUAGUUUAUUUACAAGUUUUUUACAUAGUGGUGAUGGUGAUGGCCAUGGUGGUGAUGGUGGUGAUGGCCAUGGAACAAACGGUGAAGAAAUCCAUGGUGGUGAUGGCGGUGGUGUCCAUGAUGGUGGUGGUGAUCAUCAUGAAUGA
Messenger RNA from Cylicostephanus goldi, 207 nucleotides. The record is from the annotation of a GenBank genome assembly. NCBI's taxonomy places the organism in Eukaryota, Metazoa, Nematoda, Chromadorea, Rhabditida, Strongylidae.